Messenger RNA from Cylicostephanus goldi, 765 nucleotides. Lineage: Eukaryota; Metazoa; Nematoda; Chromadorea; Rhabditida; Strongylidae. The record is from the annotation of a GenBank genome assembly.
GGUUUCAGUCAACUUCGGUUUGUACCCGUUUCUGGACUCAAUGGUGAAAAUCUGUCGAAAAGAGUGCCAGACAAUCAUCCCCUCAAAAAAUGGUAUACUGGCGAAUGUCUGUUGGAACUUAUAGACAAGUUUUCUGCACCAAGUCGUGCUAGCGAGGGUCCCUUACGGAUUGUAAUCAAUGAUGUAUUCAAGGCGACACCUCUGCAGUUGUGCUUGAGCGGCAAAAUUGAAUCCGGGGAAGUUGAAAUGGGGGAUAAGGUCUUUAUAAUGCCAAACGCCGACGCCGCUACUGUGAAAGCCUGUUCCAAUGACGAUGGCGGAGCUGUGGAUAGCUGUGUCGCAGGUGAUCACACUCUUUUGACGCUGAAUGGAGCAUUUGAGCCGGACACCAUACAAGCUGGUCACGUCAUCGUCCGCGCAGGCCCGGACGCCCUCAUGCCUUGCUGCCGUUUUCUUGCCAGAAUUGUGGUAUUUGACAUAGUGGUUCCCAUAAUGAAAGGAACAAGAGCAGAAUUGUAUUGCCACUCUUUGUGCGAACCAUGUACGGUGGUGAAACUUGUCUCUUCGAUCAAUAAGGCAGAUGGUCAUGUUAUCAAGGAAAGACCAAGGUGCUUAUCGAAGCAGAUGAGCGGACUGGUUGAAAUCGAGACCGAACGAGAAGUCGCCGUCGAAGCUUAUACAAAUUGCAAGGCGCUCGGACGAAUUACACUUAGAGCAGGAGGUCAAACGAUAGCCGCAGGCAUCAUUGAGAAGAAAUUAAGUUAA